ACAUUAAUGAAUGUAGCAUCAUUUUAAUCUGAAAAACCUGUCACACUUCGACUUUCUCGUGGAUUGUAGUAGUUUGGGGACUCUGUCACUAUAAGCUUCACAUUAAAACACAAGCUGUGCUUCUGGGAGAUAAAAACAAUGUCUAAUUUAACAUAAUUUCGACAACUCCCACGUUACGUGAAAGCGAUGUCAGUGCUAUUUAAACAGCUGCCCUCUAGUGGCCAAAUGCACCAACACACUGUUCCAAUAGAUCACGGAUUUUCCUUAAUACGUUCAUAAAACAAUCUAUUUAACACUUAGUUAUCACUCUAGGCCUACUUUGUACUCGCCAAUGAAAUGACUUGUCAAAUGUAUAUCAAUUCAAUGUAAUGACUAAAAUUUUUAAUUUACAAUUAAAAAAUGGUGUUUUAAACGCCUGCCAAUAUUCGCAUUAAUAUUCACAGUUAAGACUCGAGAACGUCAUAAGAACACGCCCGAGAAUAAAGAACUGAGCAUAUCUGUAUAACUCAUCAAAAACGAAUACAACCUGUAGGACAGUGUCUGCUCUCACAUGGCGUAAGCUGCAGUUGUCUUUAUCAGCACCAGAGCAACCGCUGGCAUUCUCAUAAAAGAACCACCAGUGGACGACUGACCCGAUUACACCACACGGUUACAGCAGUACAGCCCCAAAACAAGGCUUGCUCCGAAUAACCCGCACGAUAACCAGCGUCUCUCAGGUUCCUUUUGCCAAACCGCACUGAGAAUGGAGCCCUGUUGUGAGUCCCUGAGGUAUCCAGAGGACAGGAGACCGACCAGUUGCAAGUUUCUGGACCUCCAUGUGCUGUAUGUGCCAGAUGACCAGUGGAACGUGAAGCUCAGAAAAGUCCCUGCUGAAGCCAUAGAAUGCUUCAUAUCUGCAGGCUUCAUCAGGGUUUAUCCAGAUAUCACCCUUAAAACUCUGAGGCGCGAGCUGAGCGCCCUUCUUGGCGCAGAGAGGAACGUCGACAAAUUUUCUUUCCUGAAGUGUGUGGGGCGCAGUCUGGCACUGGUUAAAAGCAAACAGGAGAGGGAUCUCAAAGUGAAAACGUUCGCUCCACCAUAUGCGCCACAGCCAGAGCUUUACCUGCUGCCCAACAUGGAGAACGACAGGAGUGUUUGCUCCCAGUCUCUCACCCCCGACACCAGCAGCACCUCCCCAGACCACCACACAUAUUACCACCAUCCCAAGACAUGCAGCCUGCCAACAGGAACAAAAGAGCCUGUUAAAUUCCCCCUAAUUCCCCGGUGUUCCCAUCAGCCACCUCCCACCCCGACCCUGGAGGAGGGGGAUGAAGAGGAGGGUGAAGAGGAGGGGCAGAGCUGCAGCUGUUCAGAGGGAGAAGGAGAAAACGAAGAGGGGGGUCUUUCCCCCAACAAGCCUGAGUGGGCUAAGCAGGAAAAUCAAGGGGCACCACAGCUGAAUAAAGCUUUACAACAAUGUGAAGCUCAUUCAGCUCAGGUGAAGGAACUGCCAGAGAAGGAGGACAUCUGCAGAAGAAAGAAACAAUACCGCAGAGGAAACAGAGCGGCUAGAGAUUCAGGAGUGGCAGAGUCCCUGGAGGACAAAGAGUUAGGUUUCUCCCUCACAGACAGGCUUGGGAAAUCCAAAGUUGCACAAACACUGAAGUCCAUCAGGAGUAAACCAACAUGUGGGGUGACAGAAAGUCCAGCUGCGUUGUCCCGGCCUGUUCGCUGCACAUCUCCACCUCCAGGUACAGACUUGGCCUUGGUCACCCAGAUAAACAGAGAGGAACUUAUUGAAGAAAUCAGGCUGGUGAGGGAGGAGAGAAAGCAGCUGGAGUGGACAAGACAGGAGCUGUUAAGAAAAGGGAAAGAUUUACUGGCCCAAAACAGACACCGAAGGAACCAAGCACGUGACAGUUGGAAAAAGAAAUAUUUUGAAACCAAGAAGGUCACUGCACUUUUGGAGGAGAACCUGAGAAACUUACGACAAGAGUUGGAAACAUUUUACAACAAGCUCUUGCACCAGCUCCAGGCCAGAGAUAACAGAGGGAAGCCAAGGCGGCAGGGGAAACCUUCCAUCAAGAAUGAGCUCAUCAUUCAGAUUAUGACAGAGAGCCAUGAGAUUGACAACCUAAGGAGGAAGGUAGAGGACGCCAGGAUGAAGCUGCUAACAGAAAUAAAGUUGAGGAAACAGGCUGCCACAGAGCUGACGGCCCUGAAGGCUGAGUUGGCCCAGAAGAAGAACCAGUCAUCUCAUCCUGGGCCCACAUCCUCUCUAUGCUUUGGAAAUAGCACAUGAGACAGAUUGCAAGUUCAAAGCA
Monopterus albus (swamp eel) is the source of this 2303-nucleotide messenger RNA. It is a transcript of the gene spata1, whose product is annotated as spermatogenesis associated 1. The transcript has 12 exons. Bases 743 to 2281 code for a protein of 512 amino acids. Lineage: Eukaryota; Metazoa; Chordata; Actinopteri; Synbranchiformes; Synbranchidae. The record is from RefSeq and is a predicted model, not a curated record.